Messenger RNA from Meloidogyne enterolobii, 666 nucleotides. The record is from the annotation of a GenBank genome assembly. Lineage: Eukaryota; Metazoa; Nematoda; Chromadorea; Rhabditida; Meloidogynidae.
AUUCUUUUUAUUUUUUACAAUAAAAUGAUAACUCACUCUUUAUUUUUAUUAACAACUUUACUGGUAAUAAUACAACCACAAGCAUCAUUUUUAAGCAGUAAUUAUGCCCAAGCUCUGCCAGUGUCAAUGAUGAAUGUUUUUUCAUACAACAACCCUUUAAGCGCCCUCUUCCGAAAUACAGAAUUUAAUAGCAGAAACAAACCAUUGUUUUCUUCCUCUCCAACAUCAGAAUCCUCCUCUAGAACAGAAUUAAGAGAACAACAACACCAACUACCAGCAUUUGAUAAUAGAGAAAUACAACAGACAAAACAUCCAAUAGAAAAACAAAAAACAGAAACAAAACUUGGAGCGUUAAAAUUGUGCCCACCAGGUGGCCGGUCAUUUUUCGAAGCGUUUGAACUGGCCUGUCCUAUGCGGAAACGAAAAAAGCGGCACACAAUAUUUGGGAUAAGUACACGAUUUGAAAAACCAAAAAAUAAUUUAAAAAUAAAGGAAGACUAUUUUGAUGAUCUAGAAGAGGAAGACUUACAAGAAAAUCAACAAGAAGACCAAAAUAAAUUAAAAUAUAGACCAGCAAAUAUUAGUGAAAUUAUGCGAAUAUGUUGUGUUAAUGGAUGUGAAUUUACCGACUUUUUUCCACAUUGUGGUCCUUUUUCGACAUGGUGA